This is a messenger RNA of Aureobasidium pullulans EXF-150, 1563 nucleotides long. RefSeq lists its product as uncharacterized. The record is from RefSeq and is a predicted model, not a curated record. The transcript has a single exon. Bases 1 to 1563 code for a protein of 520 amino acids. NCBI's taxonomy places the organism in Eukaryota, Fungi, Ascomycota, Dothideomycetes, Dothideales, Saccotheciaceae.
AUGGAUCUCGAUGAGCUUGUCACCGACAAGCAGCAAGCAGUCGGCUUGACCGCACACCAAGAUGCCCGCACCCUCAUUCGCCUGAUCCAAUGCCCGCAAUGCUCAAAACCGUACACCAACCCCGUUACGCUCCCUUGCGGCAACUCGCUAUGCCGCACGUGUCUGCCUGAGACCUACCGCCGUGAGGGUGUGUCCUACCCUGACACUCCCGGAAGGCGAAACGGCUUCGUCUGUCCUUACCUGGACUGCUCCGAAGAGCAUGUGCUUGCAGACUGCAGCGUCGACGUAACCCUCUCGAAGCUCAUGGAAGCCAUCGCCGACCUCGUCCGAAGCCAUAAAACUCUCGCCACAACGCAAACUUAUGUAGAAGAGGUGGUCAAACAUGAUGAGGUCUGGGUCCCCGUAGGAAACAAGGAGAAUCCGCGAUGCUGGACUAUGCCUGGAGCCCGCCUGAUUGCGACAUACAACUUGGCAAGCAUGGGAAUCGUCGAAUACAAGACAGAAGUCUCAUAUCAGGACUUGUCCGACUUGGCCGAAAAGACGGAUGAAGAGCUUCUGGGGGAGCUGCUCGACACGGCACAGAAGGAAGUCGACUGCCAGGUCUGCUACAACAUCAUGCUUGAUCCUGUCACGACGGCUUGCGGCCAUACCCUCUGUCGUAAAUGCCUGGCUCGUACGCUCGACCAUUCGACACACUGCCCGGUUUGUCGCCGUUCUGUCAUCACCCCACCCUCACUGUACAAGUAUCCGAGCAACAAAACUCUGGUUAAUCUUCUGCAAGGUCUGGUUCCUGACAUGGUUUCUGCACGUGCCGAAGCUGCUGCACUAGAAGACACUAUUGCCCUUCCUGAUCUGGAUACACCAAUAUUCGUCUGUACUCUUGGUUUUCCUGGAUGUCCCACUUUCCUGCGCGUUUUCGAGCCCAGAUACCGUCUCAUGAUUAGACGCGCCAUGGAAGGAAACCGGCAAUUCGGCAUGGUCACUUAUAACCGCCAUGGCUUGCCUCAAGAAGGUUUGGGCAAUACACAAUUCCUCGCCUAUGGAGUUAUGCUUCAUAUUGACAAUGUGCAAAUGCUUCCGGACGGCCAGAGCAUUGUCGAAACCAGAGGCAUGUACCGUUUCCGAGUGAAACAGUAUGGCACUUUGGACGGUUACACCGUGGGUAGAGUCGAGCGUGUCGAGGAUGUAUCCUUACAAGAGGAAGAACGCCUAGAGGCCGAAGAAACUUCACAGCCUCCUGCCGCCGAGGGAGAUAUCGAGGGUCAAGUCAGCAGGAUGUCGACUCGCGAACUCCUCAUGCUCGGACUAGACUUCAUCCUUGUCAUGCAAGGCCGUAGCGCACAUUGGUUGCACCAACGUAUUCUGGAAGCUUAUGGUGGCCCGCCGGACGACGCCGCUCUGUUUCCCUUCUGGUUCGCCAGCAUCCUUCCCAUCAGCGAGGAUUGGAAAUAUCAAUUGAUGCAAACCACAAGCGUACGACAAAGACUCAAGAUCACCGCUCUCUGGGUAAAGCACAUGCAAACACAACGAUGGUACCAGAGCAACGCAUGCACAGUCUUAUGA